This is a messenger RNA of Aphanomyces astaci, 1024 nucleotides long. RefSeq lists its product as hypothetical. The record is from RefSeq and is a predicted model, not a curated record. Gene Ontology annotation, molecular function: fatty acid elongase activity. The transcript has a single exon. Gene Ontology annotation, biological process: fatty acid elongation, saturated fatty acid; sphingolipid biosynthetic process; very long-chain fatty acid biosynthetic process. NCBI's taxonomy places the organism in Eukaryota, Oomycota, Saprolegniomycetes, Saprolegniales, Verrucalvaceae. The coding region runs from base 31 to 858 and encodes 275 amino acids. Gene Ontology annotation, cellular component: endoplasmic reticulum membrane.
AUUUGCCAGCUCAAGCUCACGUCGAUCAUCAUGCCGACGUUGUUGGAACAGUACCCCGCGCUCUCUGUGAUCUACCCAUUCGAGUGGGAGAACAAGUACGAGUUCACGUGGGAAAAUGAGUUCUGCAAGGACACCAUGACCCACAUCAUUGCACUCUGUGCCGUGUACUGCGUGCUGUGUCUCGGCGGCCGCGAAGUCAUGAAAAAGUUCUCUCCGUUCGGGCUCACGUCCGCCCUCGCCUUGUGGAACUUGGGCUUGGCGGUGUUCAGUACCAUCGGCAGCAUCCGCACCGUUCCUUUCCUCCUCAACUCCCUCUUCACCCGGGGUGUGUACCACAACGUGUGCUCGGAAGCGUUCCCUCACUACGGCCGCGGUCCCGUCGGUCUGUGGGUCACGCUGUUCAUUUUCUCCAAGAUCCCCGAGUUGGUCGACACCAUGUUCAUCGUGCUCCGAAAGAAGCCGCUCAUCUUUCUCCACUGGUACCACCACAUCACCGUGUUGAUGUUCUGCUGGCACGCGUACGCCAACCUGUCGCCAAUGGGUCUGUUCUUUGUCGCGAUGAACUACACCGUGCACGCUGUCAUGUACUUCUACUACUUUCUCGCCGCCAUCGGCAUCCGCGCGCCGUGGGCCAAGUUUGUCACGGUGAUCCAGCUCACGCAGAUGGUGGUGGGCGUGGCCGUGUCCGUGGCGGGCGUGUACUACAUCCGCAGCGGCGCCCCUUGCUUGCUGGACCGGGAGAACCUCAAGUGGGCCAUCAUCAUGUACUCGUCGUACUUUGCGCUCUUCCUCAAGUUUUUCAUCGAACGAUACUUCCUCAAGAAGACCACCACUCCCGUGGCCAAAAAGACCGUCUAAAAUAUCCAUUUUUACUUUUAACUUCAACUUGCACUUCAAACCCCACCCCCCAACGGGGUAUAUGAUUGGUCCACAAACUAACGUUUCGGGGUUUCGGGGUUUCUUGUUUGCCAAUUGAUCGUGCACUUGAAAGAGACUUUGUUGUAUAUACUAGUAACGGGGUUUC